AUGAACCUGGAGGCGCUCAUAGACUACCUGUGCCGACGGGGUGGCGAUCAAAGCGGAUCGGAGAGCCAGGGGGGCGACGCUGCGUAUAUCAGCCCGACGCGGGAUCGUGGGUUUGCACUCACAGGGAUUGAGUCUCUUCUCCUCAGCGCCCCACGGGCGGAUCUCGUGGAGCCGAUCAUCCCACUCUACACCGGAGGGGAUGCGAUGCCUGCAGAGAUCGUGAAGGACAUUGUUGGAACUCGUGACGUCUACGACGCGUUAUCGAAGACCCGCUCUGCAUUAAGAGAAAUGGGUCUCGUUUCUGAAAGCGCUUCUGGAGGGCCCAACGAUUCGGUUGCUUGCAACGACGACACGACUUCGGAGAGGACGACGCGACAAACACAGCGACCCAUGAACAAUCAUCCGGCGAUCCGCCACUACCCUACACACUAUUUUGUGCGCACUGUUAACUCGCGUGGUCCACCACCUGGCUGGAGCUACUACAGCGUGAAUCUCGGCCUCAAGUCUGAGGCGAUGAAUAUUCGAUACACACUCAACCGAGCCGAUCCCGACACUCUGCGGCGGGAGUUUGACUCACUUGAGGUUCAAGGGCGAACCAAGAGCAAUACCCUGCACCUGUUUGACGAAGCAUCAGAGAAAUGGACCGAAGUACCCUGUGGAAGGCUCAAAGAAUCGUCUGUGAUGACUAAUGGGGAGCCUUCAUCACUCCCUUCUGAUGAGGAAGAGCCGCCGAUGGAGCGCACCACGCUGCGCGUGCUGACGUGGAAUGUGCAGUUCAAUCGGUAUAGCGGUGAGCGGACUCCACUCGGGCGAACGGGCAUUGAUUGGUGCACCACCACGCGCUAUUUGGCAUUGAGUGAGGUCCUCUCGAAGACAGAUGCGGACAUUAUAGCGAUGCAAGAGGUAGAGCCCAGCUGGUGUAGCUUCCUAUGCCAGCAGCCGUGGGUGCGCACGGGGUAUGUGUUAUCCUCCCAAGAGCGCAGCCACGCCAUCGCACCGUGGGGUGUCAUGAUGCUUCUCCGCAAGGAUUUGAAUAUUAAGGCAUUUGAACAUGCCAAUGUGCCCGCGUUCUCAGGCCAUAUCAGCGUCAUGCCAGAGGCGACCCUCACCUUAUCGAAGCAUACGCCACCAGUGAUGGUGUCCUCUAUGCAUCUGCUCGCACCGUAUAAUCAGAACAACGUCAACAACCGUGAGGUCCAACUGGAGAAUAUGUUAAAACAUCUGAAGGAGCUUGCAAACCAAACUACAGAUUCGUCUUCGGCGCCGUCGCAUGUUCUCAUGGGGGACUUUAACGAUACCCCUGCGCGAUUCUUCCGAAUCCCAAAGGAACUGGGCUACCGGGAUGCGUGGGAGGAGUUGCAUCCCCAUUGGAUGUCUGCAGAGGCUUCGUCUUCCAGCUCAUCUGUUGCCACCGCCGGCGAGGCGGAUGGUGCGAAACGCGGUUACACCAUCGACGGCGAUGCCAACCCAUACGCAGGUCGGAUUAUCGAGAAGGAGUUCUACGGUCGCCCGGAUCGCGUGUUAUACUCGUCAAAGCAUCUCCAACCCACCUGCGCGGAGCUCGUGGGCACGCAAUCGGUUUUGGAGGUUCUGAAGGAGAAGGGCAUUACGAGACAAGUGGAUCACCCACAGGAUGAUAUCCCCUCAUACCUUUUCCCGUCGGACCACUUUGGCAUGCUCGUUGAAUUCCAAGUUCUGUAG
Phytomonas sp. EM1 is the source of this 1701-nucleotide messenger RNA. NCBI's taxonomy places the organism in Eukaryota, Euglenozoa, Kinetoplastea, Trypanosomatida, Trypanosomatidae. The record is from the annotation of a GenBank genome assembly.